This is a messenger RNA of Lichtheimia ornata, 1986 nucleotides long. RefSeq lists its product as uncharacterized. Gene Ontology annotation, molecular function: four-way junction helicase activity; ATP binding; nucleic acid binding. Gene Ontology annotation, biological process: double-strand break repair via homologous recombination. Gene Ontology annotation, cellular component: cytoplasm; chromosome. The transcript is spliced from 9 exons. Bases 1 to 1986 code for a protein of 661 amino acids. NCBI's taxonomy places the organism in Eukaryota, Fungi, Mucoromycota, Mucoromycetes, Mucorales, Lichtheimiaceae. The record is from RefSeq and is a predicted model, not a curated record.
AUGGAAGAGAGGCUCAAGCAGAUCGACAGUGAGCUUGACACGAUCGAGGAAGAGAUCAGCAUUCUUCAAGCCAAACGCGCGUCAUUGCUCGAAGAGCGGGAGUCAUUGAACGACAAUGCGUUCCUGCGAUCAGUCAAAGAGAAUACGUCAACAGCAUCGACAAAGACGACGAAUGUAGAGUGUCCUUGGACGAAUGAGCUUCGACAGCUUGCCUUGGAGCAUUGGAGUAUUCAGCGUUUUCGACCUUUACAGGAGCCUAUUAUGGAUGCAGCGUUACAACGACAAAGGGACAUCUUUGUGGUGCUACCUACAGGAGGAGGCAAAUCAUUGUGUUAUCAGUUACCAGCAUUGUACGAGAGUGGAUUUACCUUGGUUGUGUCACCCUUGGUGUCGCUGAUCAGUGAUCAAGUCUAUCAUCUUCAAAAAGCACGUGUCCCAGCCAUGUCAUUGACAGCUGCCAGCUCCAAAGAAGAUAUCAAAUACGUCCAGGAUGCGAUGCCCAUGUCAACACAAGAUGUCAAGCUGAAGAUGGACAAGGAGAAAUUCAAGCUUCUUUACGUGACACCUGAAAAGAUCGCCAAAAGCAAACGCUUCGUCAACAAGCUUAAUCAGGCAUAUGAUACCGGAGAACUUUCACGAAUCGUCAUCGAUGAGGCUCACUGCUGCUCUCAACAAGGCCACGAUUUCAGACCUGACUAUAAGCAGCUCACAGUUUUAAGGAAUUUGUUCCCAAAGACACCCAUCAUGGCAUUGACAGCGACUUGUCCUUGGAGCGUUAUGAAGGAUGUGAUGACUAUCCUUGGUAUGAAGCACCCACCGAAACCCAAUGCUACGCUUGUUUAUACUGCCCCAUUGUAUCGCGCAAACCUCAUCUACAAGGUGCUGGAGAAACCUGAGAAGGAUGCCGAUGUGCUUCAACAUAUUGUCCAAUGGAUCAAGACGUAUCAUGCCAAGUCAUCUGGUAUCGUCUACUGCUUCUCAAAGAGAGAUACAGAGACUAUGGCUGCAGGAUUAACUAUGAACGGCAUAUCAUCGGGGUAUUAUCAUGCUGAUUUGGAAGAUGACGAGAAAGAAGACAUGCAUUCCUUAUGGCGAAAUGGCACCGUACAAGUUAUUGUUGCUACGAUUGCAUUUGGCAUGGGCAUUGAUCAUCCAAAGACCCGUUUUAUUAUCCAUCAUUCGAUAUCCAAAUCACUGGAGAACUAUUAUCAAGAAAGUGGACGAGCUGGACGUGAUGGCAAUGAUGCCGAUUGUGUACUUUUCUAUCGUGCUCAUGAUGCUUAUCGACUUUCCACCAACAUUGUCAGUGAAGUGAAUGCUGGAGAGAAUUUAUAUGCAAUGGUCAAAUAUGCUCAAGACUUUACGACAUGUCGCAAGAUCCUCUUCGAGCGCUACUUUAGCUUUGAUCCAUCGAUUUCCGCACCUCAUCAGCAUGCAGAUAUGCUUGUCAACGAGACCAGCGUCGAUGUUCCCUGUGGGCGUUGUGAUAACUGUACACGUGGCGACACUGUUUCUUUCCAAGACAUUACCGUGGAAGCACUCACACUGGUGCGUGUGUGCCAUGAACUCGCUAAGCAGCAACAACGGGUGACUUUUUCAAAGCUUCUACAAAUUUGGCAAGGAUACGGGUUGAAAGCCGUGAAUUUGGAAAAGUUACGACAUGAUCAAAGCAUUCAACUGCCCGUCGACAAAAAGUAUUCGAUCUAUGAUCUCGAGCGUAUUGUCAAUCAUCUUGUCGUUGAAGGAUAUCUCGGAGAAGACUUUUACUUUGGUGCAUACAAAGUUAUCUCGUACAUCGUGAAAGGAUAUCGUGGAUCACAGCUUGAUGGUGUUACGCUCCAAUCGAUCAACGACGGAAGUUGCAAAGUGAGUAUAAAGCUAGACUUUGAGGAAUCGAAUGAGGAGCCACCCAAAAAGAAACUUCGCACAUCCGGCAAACGAGCAACAAAGAUACCUCCUGAAUUGAUUGUUCUCGAUGAUGACUAG